Phyllopteryx taeniolatus (common seadragon) is the source of this 1614-nucleotide messenger RNA. It is a transcript of the gene rhbdl2, whose product is annotated as rhomboid, veinlet-like 2 (Drosophila). Gene Ontology annotation, cellular component: membrane. The record is from RefSeq and is a predicted model, not a curated record. The transcript has 8 exons. NCBI's taxonomy places the organism in Eukaryota, Metazoa, Chordata, Actinopteri, Syngnathiformes, Syngnathidae. Gene Ontology annotation, molecular function: serine-type endopeptidase activity.
AGAAAUCACGCGCGGUUGACAUAACCCGGUGGCAUGCAUAAUUUACUGCUUGUGUUUUUCCGGUUUGGUUUUCAUGUUCGGGUUGAUGAAGGUAUUCAAAUCGAGCCCACCCUUCGCGUCACAGCUUUCGGGUGUGGCACAGGUCGCUAACAGGAGCUAACAGGUAGCGUCAGGUAGGUCGCCAAAGAGCAGCCAGCCAGCCGUUCUCCUCCUCCUGGGCAGCUCGGAACUCGAGUCGGACGGCCAAAUAUUCCGAAUUACGUGCGGCUUCUUUGUUUAGUCGCUGGGAGGAAGGAAAAGGAAAAACUCGGGGGACUAUAAUUAUCCUCAAGAGCCAUUCCCCCCCCCCUGUCGUCGUCGUCGUCCUCAAUUUUCAUUUGAGACGGGAGACAACGACGCCGGUUAGGAACAUGGAGGCGCGCCACUACUGACAAAAAAAAAAAAACCCAAAAAACGAGAUAAAACAAACAAAAAAGAAACUCAACGAACCAAUCGACGGACGAUUGAAAGUUUCACUCAUUGAAGUAUCGAGUCGAUAUUUAUGUUCGGCUCCUAUGCCCACGCUUCACGUUGAAGUUUGAGGUACGCAGCGGCAAUGGCCGACGUGGACCUGGAGCAGCGGGAUCCGUUCCCCGUGGAGCGACAAGAUGAGAAACUGGGUCGAGAUGACCUUCCAGAUGGGAGGCAGAAACUGGGAUGCUGCGAGAAGUUCCAGCAGAUCAUCUCCAGGUGGAUGCUCCCGGCAGACGCCCGCAGCACCUACUUGCAGCGGGCCAACUGCUGCCCUCCACCUGUUUUCAUUAUUGUCAUCAGUGUUGUAGAGCUUUCCAUGUUCAUCUACUACGCUGUGUGGAAGCCUCAGAAGCAGUGGGUGACUCUGGAGGAAGGCAUCUGGAACAGCCGCCUGACGUACCGACCCGAGUACAGGCAGGAGGCGUGGCGCUUUCUCUCCUACAUGUUUGUCCAUGCCGGUGUGGAGCACAUCGUGGGCAACCUGUUCAUGCAGCUCCUGCUGGGCAUCCCCUUGGAGCUGGUCCACAAAGGCUUUGAAGUGGGAAUGAUUUACCUGGCAGGAGUCUUGGCAGGCUCGCUGGCCAGCUCCAUCUUUGAUCCCCUGAGUGCCCUGGUGGGAGCUUCCGGGGGUGUCUAUGCCCUCAUCGGAGGCUACUUUAUGAACGCUGUGGUGAAUUUCCGAGAGAUGAUCCCUCUGCUUGGAGUGUUUCGCAUCUCUUGAGAUGUAUGCUGUGUUGUAGUGGGCAUGGACUUUGGCUUCGCCUUCUACAGAAGAUUUGCCGGCGACGAGGGCAGUAUGAAGGUGUCGUUCGUGGCUCAUUUUGGGGGGAUCGUGGCCGGCAUGACGGUGGGCUACGUGUUCUUUAGCGACUACAACAAGAAGCUGCUGAAGGACCCUCGCUUCUGGAUGUGUAUAGUGGGCUACCUGGUCUUCUUGCUCUUCGCCGUGCUCUUCAACAUCUUCAUCUCACCUGCGUCUGCCUAGUAUAGUAGCUCACUAUUUGUUAGUUUUAAUUUAAGUGCCUUAAGGUUUUAUUACAGCAUUAAGUAUUGUAUUUUGUUUUUUUCAUGCAAGUUGCGAUAUUAAAAAGUCGGUUUUUA